CUCGACAGAGCACUUCCGGGCCACGCGUUGUUUUCCAUGGUAUCCCUCUGUUACUUCUUAGUUUAGUUUAGUUUCAGUUUUAAGUUACACUAAUUCGCCAGUGUAGUUUGGUAUCAUGUCUCGGGGAUCAAGUGCAGGUUUUGAUCGUCACAUCACCAUCUUCUCUCCGGAGGGAAGACUUUACCAAGUUGAGUAUGCUUUCAAAGCCAUCAAUCAGGGAGGACUGACUUCUGUAGCAGUAAGGGGAAAGGACUGUGUUGUGGUCGUAACACAAAAGAAGGUACCAGACAAGCUGCUGGACGCCCUGACAGUAACGCAUCUGUUCAGAAUCACAGAGAACAUUGGCUGCGUCAUGACUGGCAUGACCGCUGACAGCAGGUCUCAGGUGCAGAGGGCACGGUAUGAGGCGGCUAACUGGAUGUAUAAGUACGGCUAUGAGAUCCCAGUGGACAUGCUGUGUAAACGCAUGGCUGACAUCUGCCAGGUUUACACACAGAACGCUGAGAUGAGACCAUUAGGCUGCUGUAUGAUAAUCGUUGGAAUGGAUGAGGAGUUGGGCCCACAGCUGUAUAAGUGUGAUCCAGCUGGUUACUACUGUGGCUUUAAGGCCACAGCAGCUGGAGUCAAACAGACUGAGGCCACCAGCUUCUUGGAGAAGAAAGUCAAGAAGAAGCUGGAUUGGACCUAUGAGCAGGCAAUAGAGACUGCCAUCUCAUGCCUGUCGACUGUUCUCUCCAUUGAUUUCAAGCCCUCUGAGCUGGAGGUGGGAAUUAUCACUAAACAGGAACCUAGGUUCAAGAUUCUGUCAGAGGCGGAGAUUGAUGCUCACCUGGUUGUUUUGUCUGAGCGAGAAUGAAAGAAGAGGCCAUAACCCCUGGAAGGAUGAUCAAUCAUCUAAGUAAAAAUCUCUCCCACCCCCGAAGGUCUCCUCCAGAAGAAAGAUAAAGGAAGAGAUGGCUUCAUUGUACUCUGAGGAGGCGUGCAACACUGAAGUAAAGUCAAACAGAAGAACAUUGUCAUUUUUUCCAGGUGCUCAUGUGCUCAGGCUCUCUAGCCUUCACCCCUCCCCUGUCAUCCCCAGACACAGCCAGGACCUGGCUGGACACAGUCCAUCCCCAUGGCAACCCCUCCUGACUUUUUUCUUCUAGACAAAGCCACUGCAUUCAGGUAUCAGCGGUCAAAUGCCUGGAAAAAUGCUGGACAUUCGCCAUCAUCAGUCCACCGAAGACGAUAGAUCAUUCUAAUACACUCGUUGGUUAUGAAGAGCACAUAGCUGAGCCCAAAUGACUUCAGUUGUGUUGUGACAUGAGUAGACGGACGUAGGGUAACAAACUACAAUACCUCUUAUGGAUCAUCAUAAGUUACUGUGUUUAAACUGCACUUCCUGAACAUUUUUACUCAGGGCUCUCCACAAGUCGUAUUUUCUGAGUCUGCUCUUUUCCUCUCCACCUCAAGUGUCUCCCAUCAGCGCUAUGUUUCCAAGAUGACGUUUAUACGUUGCUGGACGGUGAUAACCCAGGAAGUGAUCAGUGAUCAUCACCACUGUCCUGUUUAGGCCCUGCUCAGGUCUCACGAAUGCGGUCAGCUCUCCUCCCUCCGCUCUCAUGUCUGUACAUCACAGCUCUUCUAUUAAACAUUGUUUUUAUUGGA
This is a messenger RNA of Betta splendens (Siamese fighting fish), 1650 nucleotides long. It is a transcript of the gene psma6a, whose product is annotated as proteasome 20S subunit alpha 6a. Bases 116 to 856 code for a protein of 246 amino acids. The record is from RefSeq and is a predicted model, not a curated record. Gene Ontology annotation, cellular component: nucleus; cytosol; proteasome core complex. The transcript has 7 exons. NCBI's taxonomy places the organism in Eukaryota, Metazoa, Chordata, Actinopteri, Anabantiformes, Osphronemidae. Gene Ontology annotation, biological process: ubiquitin-dependent protein catabolic process.